CUUGUCAUAAUAUUUUUUAUAUAUCUUUAAAACGGGAUUAUGUUUGUAUUUUAUUAUUUUAAUCAAAAUUGCGGUUUGGAAUUAUUAUCUUUGUAUUCAUGCCUAGGAAAACGAUACCAUUAACAUUAAUUCGUAACCGUUAGAGGAAAAUGGUUAAUGGUCAUGGCCCUGAAACGAGCUAUGAAGAGCGAGCGGAGCGCCAACUCCAAGUGGUGUACGCGCGACAAACUCGUGAACGCCAAAUCUUUAUGCAAGAUCUUAGGGACCUAAGAAGAAGACACGAAAAGAAUGUAUUGAAAACCGUGAAAAAACUUAUAGGUCCGAUUUGGCUGCAAGCUCUUAGUGUUCCACAGAGAAACGCUCUUGAUACUUUGGAAUUUAGUAUUUAUCAAGACUUACUUGAGGGUAUCCCAGUGAGAACAGCUAACGUUAUGCGACUGCUGGGAUUAUAUCCCCGACCAAAAACCGAUGAUCUCAUGAGCUGUAUAUAUCUCGGACGAAAAGAUCCAAAAGAAAUGCUGGCGCAACUCUUUCUGCUGACUUAUGGGCACCCAAUUGAAUCAAAGAGAUCAUCAUAUUGUCUUAACGCGAGACUAAUGUUGUCUGGUAUACUAUAUUUAGGUUUAAACAAUUUACUCAAACUUUUAAAAAUUAAAUUUCGCCCAGAAGCUGUCGAUAAACCUAAAGAAACUAAGCCUAAAAGAAAACCUCCAGAACAAUUAAAAUCUCCUUAUCUACAAGAUAUGAUUGCUGUCUUAUAUUUGCCGCCCAAAAGAAAACCUUUUCAACCAGCUCCACUGCCAAAUUUAGAUGAUCUUAAUGAACCUUAUGAAGAAGAUCCCCCAGUACCAAAACCACCUCCUCCACCACCGCCACCACCACCCCCUAAGAAAAGGUUACCGCGUUCUUAUUGUGAUAAAUUAGCAGGAUUUAUGAAAAUUGAACCUGAUACUUCAGUCUCCGCUGUUGCUGUAAAAACCGUUACCCAUCGGAGUCAAAUUCAUAAGAGCAGAGGGUCUAAAAUGUGUGUUGAGGUGAAGAAAACAUAUGGUAUCAGCAUGGCUCCGCCAAGUAAAGGGAAAAGAAGAAAAAAGCUUGUUUCACCAAAAACUGGCCUUUGGAAUGCGCAAUACAUGAUAAAUGGGGUUUAUCGUAUUCAUGGGAAGACGGUGUAUGUGCUUGGCAACGUGUCUAUACUACCACCGCAUGGCGAUCUAAUUAAUGGUGGAUAUAGGUUAAUAGAUGGUGAAUAUAUUAAUAUUCACUGUGGUUUCCGUGGACGACCUCCACCUCCCAAACCGGACCCUUGUGAUUGUCUCAAGAAAUGGCAAGACACAGCUUUCAAAUACGUAAAAGAGACUAAAUGCACGUGUGGCCAUUAUUAUGACUAUGGCAAUGAGGGAACAUUCCCACUAUCUGAGCUUCCAUACUUUCAGAAACCAACAAAAUUUGCCCCAUUCAAAUUUAACUAUGAAACAAUUUAUAAUAUGGACCAGAAGCAUCUCUAUGUUCAAAAGGAAUUCAAAAGAAUAUGGGAAACAGAUAGCGCUCUAUGUGUAGGUGACAGUGCUGCUCUGGAAAAAACGAACAAAAAGAAGAAAAAGGCUAAGAGGUCAUCAGUAACAUGCUUAGGAGAUAAUCCUAAACCUGAAGAUUACCUAAAGUGCGCCUUAAGACAUAUGCGUCGGAUAAAUAUUGCAGCUAAACUGCCGGACAUACAUUUAGUGCCCGAACUACGGGAAUGGAUGAGGUGGAGAAUUUACGGACCAUAUUCAAGAUUUGAAAAGGAAGAAAUAUUACGCAGGAGUAUUGCGUAUUGGCAAACAUUUUUAACCCUUGCGAAAAAAGGAUUUGGCCACGUUGCACCUAAGAAAGAUACAAGGUUUGCUGGCCAUACUAACUGGGUAUACAAGCAAGAGUUAAAUGACAAAUUCCGAAAAUUUGCACAACAAUAUAAACUAGAGCUGUUUAGAUCAUACGCCUAUAUUACAAACCUGCUGUGGCCCACGAUGUGUCAAGCUCAAUUCCCUGAUAAGAAGUUCCGUGAAAUAUAUUUUUCUUAUUUAUUUUCACGCAUUGAAGAGGUUCAACUAAUGCACCCUUACAGUUCGAGGGAAGCCAUAGAACGCAAAUUGGUCAUUGGUAAAAGGAGAUAUACUUGUUUGCCAGACGGCAUUGAGCCAGAGGAAUGAAAGGAUAGAUUGUUAGAGUGGCGGCAGUGAAAAAACAAAUACGUAAUCCAUAAUUUAAUGUGAUCAGUAUAUUAUAAUAAUAUACUCAAUUAAUUUUACAAUGACACGUCUUAAAAUUAAAAUGUUCACUGUAAAACAACUAAGUUGCUGGGGCCCUAUAAAUUGCAACGUAUAUAAUAAAUUUAUUAAAAUAUAAUUGUUGUCCGAUUUGUUCAAAACAUUUCCAAAAUGCAAAUUAGAAAUCAAUAACGUUGUUGUCGUAUUUUUAUUCUACAUUCACACUAUAAUACUCGCAGGUAUUAAAAUAUUUUCUCUUUUCCAACAUCGUGUUACUAUGUUUAAUUAUAUUUACUAAAUAUUAUGAUACAAGUCUUACAUUAUUAUAUAAUCUAUAACACUUUAAAAUAUGUCACUAGUUGUUAUAGAGGGCGCCAGUUGUCCCACUAUAACUCUAGUUGCCGACUGGAGAUACUAGUCCAAA
This is a messenger RNA of Danaus plexippus (monarch butterfly), 2673 nucleotides long. RefSeq lists its product as uncharacterized. The coding region runs from base 150 to 2192 and encodes 680 amino acids. Lineage: Eukaryota; Metazoa; Arthropoda; Insecta; Lepidoptera; Nymphalidae. The transcript has a single exon. The record is from RefSeq and is a predicted model, not a curated record.